AUGAGGGGCAUAAUUGAGGCACGUCUACUGCUGCUAUUAAUCUUAUUCACCGUGCAGUCUACGGCGGACAUGGUCGUCAACGACAUUUGGAACGCCUUCAGAGCUGUUAGCAAUGAUACGUCGCUCCUCGCCCACAUCAUACGAAUGUACGGAUCGAGCAUGUCCAAUCCGAAUCCCACCUUCGUCUUCAGAAUGCCAGCACCGAAUCAACGCAACAAAUUUGAGUUGCUGAAAAUGCAACGUUCCGAUUUUGGGGAACCCAAUUUUCCCAAUAUUACCACGAAGCCCAUUAGGAUUGUGGACGUUUCAGCGGAGAAGGAGACCCAUGUCAAGUCGAGCUUAUCGGAAUGGCAGCAACUGGGCUUGCAGGGCUGGUCGGGUGAACUGAAGCCACCGGUGCAGUGGCUGGAGGAGUCACACAAGGAUACAACGCCAAAGCCGCCCAAUUGGCAGUUGGGGGCUUAUCCACAGGAUGAGAUACUCUUGGAUUUGCAGAGCUACCAGCUGAAUGGACGUGUGACGGACAUACGUGUGAUGCCAUCCAAUCAGUUGGAGGCGCAACGGGAGGAUCUGAUGAAUGAACAGAACGUGUAUUUAGCGAGAGCGAACGAUCCCUUUGGCUACUCGAUGAAGUGGGCUUUCAGCAAUGACACCGACCAGCUCAAGGAUCGGGGCAAGCGAGAUGUGGCCAAGCUCUACUCGAUGAUCAAGUGCUCCACGAACUGUGAUCCGCUGAUCUACAAAGGAUACGGCUGCUAUUGUGGGUUUGGGGGACAUGGUGUGCCCAACGAUGGCAUCGAUCGCUGUUGCCGUCUGCACGACAAGUGCUACGGUCAGAGCAACUGCAUCUCCUACCUCGAAUACUUUGUCCCAUACGUGUGGAAGUGCUAUCGUGGCAAACCGCUCUGUGCCAUCGAUCAUGGCGAGUGGGGCGCCCCCGAUUCCUGUGCGGCUCGUCUCUGCCAGUGUGACUUGCGUCUCUCCCGCUGCCUCCGCAACUUCCACUGUCCAAGUCGACGGGCUGUGUGCCGCUCCUCCAGAUCCAGACGCUUCCAAAAUUUAAUAUUCUUUGAUUAACGUGUGUUGU
Drosophila grimshawi is the source of this 1087-nucleotide messenger RNA. RefSeq lists its product as uncharacterized. NCBI's taxonomy places the organism in Eukaryota, Metazoa, Arthropoda, Insecta, Diptera, Drosophilidae. The record is from RefSeq and is a predicted model, not a curated record. Gene Ontology annotation, biological process: lipid catabolic process; arachidonate secretion; phospholipid metabolic process. Gene Ontology annotation, molecular function: calcium ion binding; A2-type glycerophospholipase activity.